Messenger RNA from Papilio machaon (common yellow swallowtail), 2483 nucleotides. RefSeq names its product phenoloxidase subunit 1. Gene Ontology annotation, molecular function: oxidoreductase activity. The coding region runs from base 108 to 2159 and encodes 683 amino acids. The transcript is spliced from 14 exons. The record is from RefSeq and is a predicted model, not a curated record. NCBI's taxonomy places the organism in Eukaryota, Metazoa, Arthropoda, Insecta, Lepidoptera, Papilionidae.
UUAUCAUAUCAGUCGAGAAUAAGGCUUUCCGACUGACUGCCUUUCGGAACUUUGGCAAUUUCAUUUGUGUUUUUUUAAAUAAUUCAUCCAAGAGUCAGAAAAUUAAAAUGGCCGGUUCAAAAGAAAACCUUUUACUUUUCUUCGACCGCCCCACGGAGCCAUGCUUCAUGCAAAAGGGGGAGGAAAGGUCUACUUUCCAGAUACCUGACAAUUUCUACCCAGAUAAGUACAAGGCACUUAGCAAUACCUUGGCCAAUCGCUUCGGUGCUGAUGCAAAGUCGAUCCCGGUGAACGAGAUAUCCCUGCCGAAUCUGCAGCUACCGAUGGAGCUGCCGUUCAACGAGCAAUUCUCUCUGUUCGUGCCCAAGCAUAGGAAAAUGGCGGGCAAACUUAUUGACAUAUUCAUGGGUAUGAGGAAUGUUCAAGAUUUGAUAUCAAUAUGUUCGUACUGCCAGCUACGUAUCAACCCUUAUAUGUUCAACUACUGUCUGUCGGUUGCUAUUUUACACAGACCUGAUACUAAGGGGUUAGAUAUACCAACUUUUGCUGAAACAUUUCCUGACAAGUUUAUGGACCCUAAGGUCUUCCGUCGCGCACGAGAGGUCAGCACAGUGGUUACUGCAGGCGUGAAGAUGCCGAUAACAAUUCCAUUGAACUACACCGCAUCGCCGUCUGAACCGGAGCAGCGUGUGGCGUACUUCCGCGAAGACAUGGGCAUAAAUCUUCACCAUUGGCACUGGCAUCUGGUCUAUCCUUUUGAUGCCGCAGACCGCGCUAUUGUCAACAAAGACAGAAGAGGAGAGCUCUUUUAUUACAUGCAUGAGCAGAUCAUUGCCAGAUAUAAUACAGAACGAUUGUGCAAUAAUUUGGGAAGAGUGAAACGCUUCAGCAACUUCCGAGAGUCCAUUGAAGAGGGUUACUUCCCCAAACUGGACUCGCAAGUGGCCAGUCGAGCUUGGCCUCCCAGAUUCGAAGGUUCAUCAAUUCGAGACUUAGACAGACCAGUCGAUCAAAUUAGGAGUGAAGUUGCAGAACUGGAGACUUGGAGAGAUCGUUUCCUUGAAGCUAUACAGAACAAUGCUAUUCUACUGCCAAACGGCAGUCAAAUGGCUUUAGACGAAGAAACAGGCAUAGACGUGCUCGGUAACCUCAUGGAAUCAUCUAUCAUCAGCCGCAAUAGAGUGUACUAUGGAGAUCUGCAUAACAUGGGCCACGUGUUUAUCUCUUAUUGUCACGACCCUGACCAUCGUAACUUGGAACAAUUUGGGGUUAUGGGUGAUUCAGCUACUGCCAUGCGCGACCCUAUAUUUUACCGUUGGCACGCAUAUGUUGAUGAUUUGUUUACCAUGUACAAGAGCAAAUUACCACCUUAUGGGGAUGACAAGUUGGAUUUCCCUGGUAUUCGCGUCUCAUCUAUUAGUAUCGAGAGUCCUGCGGGAGCUAAUACGUUUGCAACUCAAUGGGAACAGAGCACGGUGGAACUGAGUCGUGGCAUGGACUUUACGCCUCGUGGCAGCGUGCUAGCUCGCUUUACUCACCUACAACAUGAUGAGUUUGUCUAUGUGAUCGAAGUGAAUAACACCCUCGCUCAAGCCGCCACGGGUACUGUACGCAUAUUCAUGGCACCCACUGUUGACGAAAACGGAGCUCCUUUGUCCUUUGAGGACCAGAGACGUCUCAUGAUUGAAUUGGACAAGUUUACACAACCAUUGAAUGCGGGAACCAAUACGAUCCGUCGUAGAAGUGUCGAAUCAUCAGUGACCAUUCCAUACGAGCGUACGUUCAGAAACCAGUCGAACCGUCAGGGGACCGCGGGUACAGCACAAGCCGCUCAGUUCGACUUCUGCGGUUGCGGAUGGCCUCACCACAUGCUAAUACCUAAAGGCACGCCUGAGGGUUAUCCUGUGGUAGUCUUCGCUAUGGUCACCAAUUGGGAUGACGAUAAGAUUGAACAAGACCUAGUAGGAACCUGCAAUGAUGCCGCGGCAUACUGCGGCAUCCGUGACCGUCGCUAUCCGGACAAACGUCCUAUGGGAUUCCCCUUCGACCGUCCUGCGCCUGUUGGUAUACUAGAAGACUUCCUAAAACCGAAUAUGGCGAUUAAACAAUGCAACAUUCGCUUUACCGACGCCACUCGAGUACGCACACAGCAAGGGUAGGUUUAAAAUAAACUUUACCGUCGUUAAAAUUUACGCCGUCUUAACAAAAAUCAUACACAUUUUCGAGAUUUGUUACUGGCAACAUUAUUUUAGUUUCUGAUUUACAAACGGGUUUUUAUGGUUUGACUUGUAGGUGAACCUUUGGGAAAUUAUUUGAAAAAACAUCUAUAGUAGAUAUCAAUAAAUAUACAUAUUAGAUAUGUUGUUUUUGUAAAUAUGGCGUUUUAGACUGGUUUGACAGCUGUCAUUACGACAUUUGUAUGAGAACUAAAGAAACAGAUUAACAAAGUUACGUUUAAAAAUAUUUUUAUUCGGGAUUUUUUA